GUUUAAUGGGUUUUAGGGUUGUUAUUGUUUAGGGUUCCUAGUUUGAACUUAUUUAAUUCCAUUUAAGAAAAGUUGUUUAAGAAGAAUUUCUCUUCAGAAAGAAAGUGCUUUUCUUUAAGAAGAAAUUUAGCGUUUGUGUUAGCAGACCCGCAACAAUCCACGACGAGGAACACAAAUUGACUCUAAGUGUGCAAGAAUCUAGUAUGUAUCACCACCGCAGUGGACUUUAUCCAGCGAGUACCAAAGGUACUUGACAGCCUGAAAACAGCAUGAGAAAGCAUGAAAAUCAUUUGUCAUCACUUGGUGAAUGUGCACCAAGCCAGUGUAGAGAAUCCAGAUGAUCAUGUCAUUUCAGAUCGUGCAUUUGUCAAGUCAUUUCAUCUCGAUUCAGGGUGGUAAUGUGGAUCGAUGCAGAUUUACAUUCUGAUCUCACCUACAGUUUGUUUAAUUCCAUUUAAGAGGACGCGGUGCUCUCGCGGCCGAUGCAGCUCGGCUACGAGGGCGAGGCGGUCCGGGAAUUGGAGGUCCGGCGCGACGUUCUCGAGCGGGAACGUUCCUCAAAGAUGCCUGCAGAGGACAAGUGGAAGUUGCUCGAGAGCGAGAGCGAGCACAAUGCGAAACGGCAGAAGAUUGACCCAGGUAAACUCGGGGGCCAGUCGAUUCCUGCGCAACGUGUGGGCCGACGAUAUGAGCCGCGGCACGACGAGUGGUUCAUCCAGUGGUGUGAGUCCAACAAGCGCGGCAAGCAUGGCUGGAAAGAGAAGGCGUUGGCUGAGUUCAAGUUAGCAUUCCCGGAUUUCGAUGAGGCGCAAGAUGUGGCACGGAUGAAAUCCUGGGAGAAAGCGCUCGUGAAGAGUGGCAACCUUGAGAGGUCCCAGCACGGGAAUCGCCGAGAGAUGGCGGAGGCGCACAGCUUUCAGGCGCGGAUAAGCCAGGCGUUGAAGGGCAAGAGCACCGCCGCGACCCGUUCUCCGGAGGCGCUGGCCAGAAAGAUGGAGGGGUGGACGCCCGAGAAGCGUGCGGAGCUCUCAGAGCUGCUUCGCGGCGGAAGUAUGCAAACGCUCUUAGUCUUGGGUGUCGACUCCUACACGUUGUUAUCGUUGUACCUUCGAGCGCGGAAAAUCGGAGGAGACACAUUGCAUCAGUUUCUGCGUUUUUGCGCCACCGAAAAGCUGAUUGGAAAAAAGGCCGCGGAUGAGGCGGCUAACGCCGACACAGAAUAUUUGUAUCUGUGCUUCGGUGAGCACCAGUGUGGAAACGCGGGAUGCUGUUUGAAUGCUCAGUGGUGCGUGCAUCCAGGUCGGACAAACAACAUUACGCGCAGGAUGAAGGAACAUGUCACUGGCGGAGGACAGCGAUUUCGAGAUGACAGUUUCCAAUGUGUGCAGCAGUUCAACUCGGGGGAUCGAAUUGCGACAGAGAUAGGCGAGCGCCUGAUUCUUCGGAAAUUUAUCGAAGAGUUCGGCUUCCCGAAGGCCCAUCUGGAGCACUUUGAAUGCGGCUCCAAGGAUGCAGACUUCGCGAAGCGGCUUUUUCAGAAUGGUAAGAGGUGCCUCGACAUUAUCGAGCGCGAGGUGGAUGCCGCUUCCGUCGACCAGUUGGCAGAGGGCUUCGAUUCGGACUUGCACAACUUCAAGAAGCGACUGCCGAAAUUUGUGGACGUGAGCUGGUUUACGGGCCAGCACGCGAGUCCUCCACUGGUGUCGUCCGCGGUGGCGUCAGCGUUC
This is a messenger RNA of Amoebophrya sp. A120, 1727 nucleotides long. NCBI's taxonomy places the organism in Eukaryota, Dinophyceae, Syndiniales, Amoebophryaceae. The record is from the annotation of a GenBank genome assembly.